Triticum turgidum subsp. durum (durum wheat) is the source of this 2691-nucleotide messenger RNA. The record is from the annotation of a GenBank genome assembly. Lineage: Eukaryota; Viridiplantae; Streptophyta; Magnoliopsida; Poales; Poaceae.
AUGCCGCUCUCGUACAUGUACGAGACCUUCCCCAAGCUGCUGCAGCCGGUGGGAUCUGUCUCAGACGAGGUCCUAGAGGCGACGAGGGCAAACCGGUGGCACGAGAGGGCAGAGCGGAUCCUCGACGAUGUCAUGGCUUGGUCGCAGAGCGUGAAGGAGUGGAAGAAAGUGAAGACUGAGAUGGAGGCAGAUGCAAAAUACAAUUUCUUCAACAACAAAAUACAAGUUGUGCAAAAAAUACACUAUGAUGAGACCCUACCGCCGGGGAGUGUGGCGAAGUGGCAGUUAAUGAGCGAUAGGGUUGCACACCCUAUCACCAGGGUCACCGGCGGUAGAACUGCAUUCCCUACCGUCGUUGGUUCUGGCGGUAGCAUGUCUGCCAGGAUGUACGCCGACACCCAGAAGGGCCGGCCGGGCUGCCGCCCCGUCGACGCCUCCCGCAGGGCGGACCUCGCGAUGGUCUGGCCGAGGUACUUCCCCGAGGAAACCGAGCACCCGGUCCCGGCGGACGACCCCAGGGCCAGGCUCGUCGGCGACCUGGUUAAGGUCAUGGGGCUGGAGGAGAGGGCCAAACUCCUCCCACGUGUUGAAGAUGAUGGUGUUGUCUUCUUCCUUCCGAUUGAUUUCCAGCAGCUUAAGAACUUGUGUGGUGGUACCAACCUCUUAGAUGCUCUCAGGGAAAAUCCUAAAGAAGCCUUGCUUUGCAUGGGAGUUGCAGUUCAUCUGGCUAAGUGCUCGGGCAAUGGCCUCCAGUUGAGCGACGUAGACAAGGUCAAUAUCAGGCUUUACAACCACACCGAGACAAUAAUUGCUUUGAAGAAUUUGAAAGCGGCCUAUAUUAAGAAACUAGCGACAGUGCGUGGUACUGUUGUAAAAGUCAGUACUGUGAAACCUCUAGUUCUGGCGCUGGAGUUCCAAUGCACGAAGAUACAGGAGCUUUCUAGUGCUGAAAACCGUGAAGAAGGCCGAGUGCCACGAACUAUAGAGUGUGAGCUCACAGAAGAUCUUGUAGAUUGUUGCAUCCCUGGAGAGGUUGUAACGGUAGCUGGAAUCGUCAAAGUGCUGAACAACUAUAUGGAUGUUGGAGGAGGUAAGUCCAAAAGCAGAAACCAGGGUUUAUACUACUUGUACUUGGAAGCAAUCUCAGUAAGGAACUCCAAGGCCCAUGUUGUUUCAGAAAAUUCAGAUGCAAGUUCUACUGAUAUUCUGGCUACUGGAUCCUUCAGUUUCGAAACUUUUACUGAUAAGGAUCUUAAAUUCAUCACCGAAUAUAAUAGCGAGCAUGGUGCUGAUGUAUUUCGUCAAAUACUUCACUCCUUUUGCCCCUCCAUCUAUGGGCAUGAACUUGUAAAGGCCGGUAUCACUCUUGCGCUUUUUGGUGCUGUGCAGAAGCAUUCAAUGGAUCAGAACAAAGUCCCAAUUAGAGGAGACAUCCAUGUUAUUAUUGUUGGCGAUCCAGGACUAGGCAAGAGCCAAUUACUAAAAGCUGCAGCAUCUGUUUCCCCACGGGGAAUAUAUGUAUGCGGGAAUACAACCACAAAUGCUGGUCUAACAGUUGCUGUGGUUAAAGAUUCAAUGACAAAUGAUUAUGCAUUUGAGGCUGGGGCCAUGGUUCUUGCUGACCGUGGGCUAUGUUGCAUUGACGAGUUUGACAAAAUGUCAGCAGAGUAUCAGUCCUUACUGGAAGCCAUGGAGCAGCAGUGUGUAUCUGUGGCAAAGGCUGGCCUUGUGGCGAGUUUAUCUGCCCGCACUUCUGUGCUAGCAGCUGCUAAUCCUGUUGGUGGUCAUUACGACCGAGGCAAAACAGUGAAUGAGAAUUUAAAGAUGAAUGCUGCCCUGCUCUCUCGGUUUGACCUGGUUUUCAUUUUACUUGACCAGCCAGACUUGUUUCUAGAUAAGAGAGUAUCAGACCACAUAAUGGCACUCCAUACCAAUGACAGAAGUCCUUGCUCAUCCAACAAGAGGCUAAGAACAGUGCCUCAAUUUAAUGGCAGUAUGGGGAUUGGAAUUGAUGAGAAAAAAUUAGCUUCAAGGCUGAGACUACACCCAGAGAAAGACAGGGACUUUGUUCCGUUACCUGAACCACUUCUUCGCAAGUAUAUAUCUUACGCGAGAAGCUAUGUUACCCCCCGUAUGUCAGAACCAGCAGCGGUGGUACUGCGGAAAUAUUACUUGAAUUUGAGAGCGCAUAGUACUUGUUCUGAUGGCACACCCAUCACAGCCAGACAAUUGGAAAGCCUUGUGAGGUUAGCAGAAGCUCGCGCUCGGGUGGAUCUAAGAGAAGAAGUGACUGAACAAGAUGCGAAUGAUGUUGUUGAGAUCAUGAAUGAAUCCUUAUAUGACAAAUAUGUUGAUGAGCAUGGUUGUGUGGACUAUGCUCGGAGUGGUGGGAUGAGCCAACAAAAGGAGGCAAAAAGACUUAUGAGUGCCUUAAACAAGCAAUCUGAGUUGCAGCAAAAGGAUCACUUUUCAAGAGCCGAGAUACGAAGCUUAGCAGAUAAAAUCAGCUUGCAAGUUCCAGAUUUAGAUGAUAUUAUGGAAAAAUUGAACAAUAUUGACCUCAUCAUGUUCACGGACCCAGCCAACAAGAUCAAGAUGGUGAGUUCUCUUACACCCUACAUGAAAACAUGGGAGUUUGGUGUUGGUAUUAUGCUAAAUCUUAUAUCUGUGCCACACGUUAACGUUGAUUAA